This is a messenger RNA of Enterobius vermicularis (human pinworm), 987 nucleotides long. The record is from the annotation of a GenBank genome assembly. Lineage: Eukaryota; Metazoa; Nematoda; Chromadorea; Rhabditida; Oxyuridae.
AUGUCUAAGCGAAAUCCAAACAUACGGUAUGAUGAUUUAGACUCGGAAUUCGAUUAUGGUAGUGAAACGGAAAAAAAGAAAAAACGAUACGGGGAUGAAAUAUACAAAAAAGUAAGGCCUGGUGAAGUGCCACCGGUCAACAGGUCACAAGCAAAACAUUCGUUUGACGAUGAGCAUGGCCGACUUGAAAGGCAGAAGCGUCGAUUGUUAACUCUGGACGUAUAUUCUCGUCACAAAGAGUUGAUUAAUCAGUACUUCCUGUACUAUCCUGGAGCGACAAAAAGAUUGAAACGAGAUACAUCUAAAGAUCGGAAUGAUUAUGAUGUUAUUCGUGAUAACCAUAGAUUUCUUUGGGAUGAAGAAGAGCUUUCAGAGGCAGCAAAAAAGUCUUGGGAGGCUCGCCUGGCGAAAAAGUAUUACGAUAAAUUGUUUAAAGAAUACUGCAUUGCGGACCUUUCUCACUACAGGAAAAACAAGAUAGCUUUCCGAUGGAGAGUUGAAGGUGAAGUUCGUUCGGGGAAAGGUCAGUUUGAGUGCGGGAACAAGCGUUGCGAUUCAAAGGAGGGUUUGACUAGCUGGGAAGUUAACUUUGGGUAUAUUGAAAAUGGUGAGAAGAAAAACGCGUUGGUCAAAUUACGAUUAUGCCCGGACUGUUCACAGAAAUUGAACUUUUACAGCAACAAAAAGAGAGCGCAGAAAUCUAAAAAGGAAAGAAAGUCAACGAAGAUGGCAGAAAAUUUCUUAGAUAAAUUGUCAGAAGAAUUAGAGACGCAGGUGAAGCAGCAGCCGCCACCAUCUCAAGAGGUGGAUUUGAAAGAAGCGGAUCAGUCAGAGGGAACUAAAAAACCAGAUGUUGAUACCGAAGCUCAAUUGAAAGCACAAGCAAAAAAAAUGGCAGAAAUAUGGAAAAAGCCACAGGAACCAGUGGACCCGGAAAAGCUUGUUGAGGCAGAACUAGACGAGUUUUUAGAAGACAUGUUCAUGUAA